Messenger RNA from Magnolia sinica, 3639 nucleotides. Its product is annotated as probable inactive receptor kinase At5g10020. The transcript is spliced from 3 exons. Gene Ontology annotation, molecular function: protein binding; protein kinase activity; ATP binding. Bases 218 to 3406 code for a protein of 1062 amino acids. NCBI's taxonomy places the organism in Eukaryota, Viridiplantae, Streptophyta, Magnoliopsida, Magnoliales, Magnoliaceae. Gene Ontology annotation, biological process: protein phosphorylation. The record is from RefSeq and is a predicted model, not a curated record.
UGUUCCCGUUCUCUCUCACACUAACCCCACUCUCGCUUUCCUUCCCUCCAACCAAAACUGUCAAUUUGUAUAGUCUUCUCUCCAUAUAUAAAACCAUAAUAUCUUUGUUUCCUCUCAAGUCUCUGUCUUUCCUUUUCUUAUAAUUUUACGGACUGAGAAAAUCCUUCACUCAUCUUCUACUUCACCGUCUAGUUAGGGUUAGGUUUUUUUUUUUUUAAUGGAGAUGCAUUUUCAUCUCUUACUUUUCUUCUCUUCUUUACUGUUUUUCGAUGGUUUAGGGGAAGACUUCUUCUCUUCUCCGUCUCCGGAUGUUCGAGCACUUCUCGAAUUCAAGAAAGGUGUGCGUGUCGAUCCGUCUGGCAUCGUUUCCAAUUCAUGGGACCCGACUUCUGUUGAAUCGGACGGUUGCCCUCGCAGCUGGUCUGGGAUCUCUUGUGGCGGCGGCGGUUAUGUCACUGACAUCGUCCUUGAUCGACUAGGCCUGAUCGGUGAUUUGAAAUUCUCCACUUUGAUUGGGUUGAGAAUGCUGAGGAAUCUUAGCCUUUCCGGUAACUCUCUCACUGGACGUCUUGUUCCCUCGAUUGGCAGCUUGACUUCUCUGCAGCAUUUGGAUCUGUCAGGGAAUCACUUCUACGGGUCCAUCCCGGGCCGGAUCACAGAGCUAUCGAAUCUGGGUUAUUUGAAUCUCUCGUCGAAUAAUUUCACUGGUGGAUUCCCAACUGCAAUCCGGAAUCUGCAGCAACUGAAGUUUCUGGAUUUGCAUUCAAAUAGCCUGUGGGGUGACAUUGGGGUUCUGUUGUCUGAGUUGCGCAACACGGAGUAUGUUGAUAUCAGCUGUAAUACAUUCUAUGGGGGAAUUGCAUUGGAUUCACAGAAUAUUUCGAGCUUCCUGAAUACUGCUCGUUAUGUGAAUUUAAGUUACAAUAACCUGGUCGGGGAGUUCUUUUCACAUGGUUCGAUUCAGAUGUUUAGGAACUUGGAAGUUUUGGAUGUAGAUCACAAUCAGAUCAUUGGAAAGCUUCCAUCGUUUGACUCGUUGCCAUCGCUUCGAGUCUUACGUGUUGGAAACAAUCAGCUCAAGGGGUCUAUUCCGAUGGAACUCUUUGGGAGUUUUGUGCCAUUGGAAGAACUGGAUCUCAGUGGCAACAGAUUUUCUGGCUCUAUUCAGAGUAUCAACUCUACAACUUUGAAGGUUUUGAAUCUUUCAUCAAAUGCACUAUCAGGUUCAUUACCUUCCACUCUAGGAAGCUGUGUGAAAGUGGAUUUGAGUAGAAAUAUGAUUUACGGAGGCAUUUCCGCAAUGCGGAGCUGGGGUGAUUCUUUGGAGGUUAUUGAUCUGAGUUCUAAUGCAUUGUCCGGGAACUUUCCAAAUGUGACCCUUCAGAUGCUGACUUCUAUCAAGAUCAGGAAUAACUCUUUAGAAGGAGUUCUUCCAUCUGUACUAGGAAGCUACCCAAAGUUGACUACCAUUGACCUUAGCCUUAACAACCUUACAGGAACGAUCUCGAGUAGCUUCUUUGUGUCAUUGACCUUGACAAAUCUGCAUCUCUCAGGAAAUGGCUUUACUGGAACAAUUCCUCUACAGAGCUCAGACUCAAUUGAAGCAUUAGUUAUACCUUCUCGUUCUCAGAUGGAGUCCCUUGAUCUGUCUGAUAAUUCAUUAACCGGUGCUUUGCCUCCAGCAAUAGGCAACAUGGUGAGGCUUAAGUUGCUGAAUCUUGGGAAGAAUAAUUUGUCAGGAGGGAUACCAAGUGAAAUAACCAAGCUUAAUGAUUUGGAGCAUCUCAAUCUAUCUUGCAACAAUUUCAAGGGUGAGAUCCCCGAUAGGCUUUCAGCAAGUCUAAAAGUAUUCAAUGUGUCCUAUAACAAUUUAUCGGGUCAUGUUCCUGAAAAUUUGAGGAGGUUUCCAUACACCUCAUUUCAUCCUGGAAAUGAUUUACUAAUCUUCCACAACAUUUUUCCUUUAUUCCAGCCAGGGAACAAUGGUUAUGGCAGGGGCCAUCAUCAUCUGAAGUCUUACAUUAAAGUAGCAAUUAUUGUUGGGUCUUUUGGGGCCCUCAUGAUGAUCAUCAUUGUCUUGCUGGCUCAUACUAGGUCACGGUUGCAAGAGCUUCAUGGCAGAGAUGGGUUGAGCGGCCAAAAUACUGGCAGAGAUGUUACAUCGGGGAUAUUUACUUGUCCUACCCUCUUCGGGUUCAUCAGAAAUACUGACCUUGUUCCAACUUCGUUGAGUUUUUCUAAUGACCAGUUGCUAGCUUCAGAUGCUAGACCCUCAAUAGCUAAACAGAAAGAGUUUGUAACUGAAAUUGCAGAACAUGGCAUUCCUGAGUUAAAAGAAGCAGCUUCAGAGUCCAUAAAGUCCAACGUGCCAGAUAAAUGUCUUCCGGCCACGGGAUGGAGGUCCUCUCCGGGUUCCCCAUUAUCUUCUUCCUCCCACUUUAUUGAAUCAUGCGCAGCUGAGCAACCUGUGACAUUAAGUGUGUAUUCUCCAGAUCGAUUGGUUGGAGAACUAUUUUUCCUAGACAGUUCUCUAGUAUUCACGACUGAGGAACUGUCUCGUGCUCCAGCAGAAGUUCUUGGUAGAAGCAGCCAUGGGACUUUAUAUAAAGCAAUGUUAGAUAGUGGCCAUAUGUUGACUGUGAAGUGGUUGCGAAUAGGCCUUGUGAAACAUAAGAAAGAAUUCACCAAGGAAGCCAAAAGAAUUGGAACUAUCAGGCAUCCCAACAUGGUUACAUUAAGAGGUUACUAUUGGGGGCCUAUGGAACAAGAAAGGUUGAUUCUUGCAGAUUAUGUUGAUGGUGAUAGCUUAGCACUCCAUCUCUAUGAGACUACACCUAGAAGAUACUCACCGUUGUCAUUCAGACAGAGACUGAAGAUCGCAGUCGACGUUGCUCGGUGUUUGUAUUACCUCCAUCAUGACAGAGGCUUGCCUCAUGGUAAUCUAAAGCCAACAAAUAUACUCUUGUCAGGGCCUAAUCUUACUGCUCAGCUCACAGACUAUGGUCUCCACCGUCUCCUGAAGCCUGCCGGCACUGCCGAACAGAUCUUGAACUUGGGUGCGCUUGGAUACAGGGCACCGGAGCUUGCCACUGCAAGCAAACCGGCUCCAUCAUUUAAGGCCGAUAUCUAUGCUUUUGGGGUGAUUUUGAUGGAGCUCUUGACGAGAAAAAGUGCUGGUGACAUAAUCUCGGGCCAGUCAAGUGCAGUUGAUCUCACUGAUUGGGUUCAGCUGUGUGCCAACGAAGGACGAGGUGUGGACUGUUUUGACAGAGACAUCGCAGGGGCGGAGGGAACCCCAAAAGCAAUGGAUGAAAUGCUUGCAGUGUCUCUCAGGUGCAUUCUUCCUGUAAACGAGAGACCUAACAUCCGGACAGUCUUUGAAGAUCUCUGCUCGAUAACAGUCUGAUGUUUGUGUACAUCCCUCGGAAUUGACUUCCCGCCAUUCUUUCUAUAAAAAAAAAUUUCAUUUCAUAGCUGAGUUUAGAGCUUCUAACCCUGGCUAAUCUUUACAUUUUUUUCUCUCUGUAAAGGGGAUGAUUGAUCCAUUGAUUGAUUGAUGUUGUUUGAGUUUGAGAUUGAACUGAGAAGUUUGUAUCUAGUGGGUUUUCUAAUAACUAAUGCUCCCAUGCCGUUUUGUUA